Eurypyga helias (sunbittern) is the source of this 1047-nucleotide messenger RNA. RefSeq names its product DND microRNA-mediated repression inhibitor 1 (gene DND1). Gene Ontology annotation, biological process: germ cell development; mRNA stabilization; negative regulation of miRNA-mediated gene silencing. Lineage: Eukaryota; Metazoa; Chordata; Aves; Eurypygiformes; Eurypygidae. Gene Ontology annotation, cellular component: nucleus; cytoplasm. Gene Ontology annotation, molecular function: mRNA binding. The record is from RefSeq and is a predicted model, not a curated record.
GCGUGGACCAGCAGUAUCAACGAGGCCAGUAAGGUGGCCCUGCUUGCUUGGGUGAAGGAAACCGGCACCAGCCUGGUGCAGGUCAACGGGCAGAGGCGAUACGGCGGUCCCCCGCCAGGCUGGGUGGGCGGACCCCCACCAUCCGGAAAAAACGAGAAGCUGCCACAUGACAUGGACGAGGACGCGCUGAUCCCUCUCUUCCAGAGCGUGGGCAAGCUCUAUGAGUUCCGCCUCAUGAUGACCUUCAGUGGGCUCAACCGGGGCUUUGCCUACGCCAGGUACUGCAGCUGGCGUGGUGCCAAGGAGGCCAUCGCUGCCUUCAACAACUUCGAGGUGCGGGAGGGCUGCGCCAUCGUGGUCUGCAAGAGCACGGAGAAGCGCGAGCUGAGCGUGGACGGACUGCCCGCCUCCAUGGGCCAGCGAGAGCUGGAGGCCAGGCUGCGGUGGGUCACAGAGGGGGUCCUCAGCAUCACCCUGUAUGCCAGCCCCUGCCAGAAGCAGGCCCAGCUCGCUGUGCUGAAAUACAGCUCGCACGGGGCUGCUGCCAUGGCCAAGAAGAUCCUGAUGGAAGGGAACUCGAGGCUCAUUGGGCUGCACGUGAGGGUGGACUGGCUGGACACCGACCUGAAGCAGAAACUGCAGCUGUGCAAGGAGAAGCCAUUGUCCAGACAGCUGCAAGGGCACAAGUGCCUGGAGGUCCCCAAGCAGACACCCCAGUCUCCAGUGCUGCACAACGCACUGGACCUCCUGAACACUCUGUGCCAGAGACACUGCCUGGGGUCCCCCGUGUUCCUCACCAAGUGUGUCCAGGCAAACCCCAAUGGGUGGCUGCGGUUCUGGUGCCGGUUGGUGAUCCCAGGCUGCCCUGUGCCCUUCAGUGGGUUCACGUGGGUCUGGCAGGAUGGGCCAGGCAGGAAUGGGCAUGAGGAGGCGAAGGUCACAGUGGCACUGCACGUUCUUAGGAUGCUGGGUGAGUCCUUGCAUGUUGUGGGUACCAACCUGCUGCCUUUUCCAGUCUUGGAGCAUCUCUUGGGAGUGAGGAGCUGA